AUGGGAAGGACUCGUUGCCUGUGUGCCCGAUGCAAAAAUGGUCAUUUUGAGCCCAUCCAGCUGGUUGAAGAUCACUUGCAAUAUUUUGGCAUACACAAAAAUUAUAAACUAUGGAUACACCAUGGCGAGGAUUAUGAAAUUGUCUCUGAUGACGACGAUGUUGAUGAGGAAGAAACACAAGGUUAUACAACUAAUGGGGUCAGUGAACUUCUUGAAGAUGUGUGUGCCAGAGCAAACAACAAUGAAUGUCCAGGUACACAAGACAGUUGUGAAAACAUAGAUAUGUUUGAUAGUCUCUUGAAGGGUGCCUGCGAGCCUUUGUAUCCUAAUUACAAGAAAUUUUCGAAGCUAGAGUUUGUUAUGAGGUUGAUGCAUAUCAAGAUAAUGAAUCACAUGAAUAACAAAUCAUUCCAGAUGAUCCUUGAUUUAAUUAAAGCGGCAUUGCCUGAAGGUGAGACACUUCCAAACACCUACUACGAGGCUAAGAAAUUAUUGAGGAACCUUGGACUUGGUUACACAGUAAUUCAUGCAUGCAGAUAUGAUUGUGUACUUUUUUGGAAGGAAAAUGAGAAUCUCGUAAAGUGUCCCAACUGUGAUGAGCCGAGGUAUAAAGUUGUCGAGGAAAAAGGAAAGAAGAUACCUCAGAAACUCGACGAGAAACAUAAGUGGUUUGCAAAAGAUUCACGUAAUGUCCGACUUGGCAUUGCAAGCGAUGGGUUUAUUCCAUCUAAUGACCUCAAUGGAAAACCACACAGUAUUUGGCCUGUAAUUGUCGUUCCGUAUAAUUUGCCACCAUGGAGAUGCAUGAAAGGGCCAUUCAUAUUUUUGACUCUACUUACACCAGGACCUAACAGUCAUGGAAAUGAUAUCGACGUUUAUCUGAGGCCGCUGAUAGAUGAAUUAAAAGAGUUAUGGGAAAUUGGUGUGGAGACUUUUGAUGCACAUUCAAAGGAAGUAUUUCAGCUUCAUGCUGCGUUGUUAUGGACGAUCAAUGAUUUUCCUGCGUAUGGAAACUUAUCUGGAUGGAGUACUCAUGGGUAUCUAGCUUAUGUUGUUUGUAAUAAAGAUACACAUUCGAUGUGGUUGAAGAGUGGACGGAAGAUAUGCUACAUGGGUCAUCGUCGUUUUUUGCCUCAAACUCAUGCAUGGAGAUCUAGGGGCAAACAUUUAUUUGAUGGAAAAGCAGAAAAAAAGCCAAAGCCAAAGGAUUUUUCUAGAGAUAAUAUGUUAUUACAGCUAGAAGUCGUCGAGCAGCAAGAUUUUGGGAAGGCGCCGAACACCAAAAAUAGGAAACAUUAUGAUUUUGAGUUAAAUUGGACAAAAAGGAGUAUUUUUUUUGAAUUACCGUAUUGGAAGAUUAAUAAAUUGCGGCAUAACGUUGAUGUUAUGCAUAUAGAGAAAAAUAUUUGUGAUAGUGUUGUAGGCACGCUGAUGGACAUUGAGAAGAAAACUAAGGAUACCAUAAGAUCUAGAGCAGACCUGGAAAUAUUGGGUUUGAAGAAGGAGCUGCUUCUAACUAAGAGAGGUAACAAGUUAAUUAAGCCACCUGCAUCUUAUACUUUAUCGGUUCCAGAUAGAAAAAUAUUAUGCGAGUGGUUGAAGUUGGUGAAGUUUCCUGACGGCUAUGCCUCAAACAUUGCUCGGUGUGUGAAGGAAAAAGAUGGUAAGAUAUCCGGAAUGAAGAGACAUGAUUGUCAUGUAUUUCUACAACGGAUUCUUCCUGUUGCACUGCGUGGUUUCCUGCCGAAAAAUAUAUCCAGUGCAUUAUCUGAGCUUGGUGUUUUCUUUAAGGAAUUGUGUUCGAAGACACUAAGACUGGAAGUACUAGAGAAAAUGGAAAAAGGUGUUGCCGCACUACUAUGCAAGUUGGAGCAAAUUUUUCCACCAGCAUUUUUUGAUAUUAUGGUUCACUUGAUAGUUCACUUACCUCAUGAAGCUAUUCUUGGUGGACCCGUGCAAUAUCGUUGGAUGUACCCAAUUGAAAGGUAUUUACGCACGCUAAAGCAAUAUGUACGAAACAAGGCACGACUUGAAGGUUCCAUUGCCGAGGCAUACAUCAACAACGAAUGUCUUACUUUUUGCUCUAUGUAUCUACAUGGAAUUGAAACACGUUUCAACCGGGAAGAUCGAAAUCACAAUGGUGACUCUGGACAACCGGUUAAGGGGCUGAGCGUUUUCUCAAAUAAUGCUCGACCGCUUGGAGCUGCUAAAAAUGUGAUGUUGGACUUGAAAGAUACCAGCAAAGCUAGAUUUUGUGUUCUGAACAAUACUAAAGAGCUAUUACCGUACAUUGAACAGCAUAUGGAGGAACUAGAAAAGGAAGACCCUCGUAAUGUGGAUAUGAGACAUGAAAGAUAUUUUUCUAAAUGGUUUGAAGAACGGGUGAAUCGGUUGCGAGAAGAGAAUUCUCCUACUGUUUCAGAUGAAAUAUAUUCACUAGCAGUUGGCCCUCAUCCACGUGUAGUGCGAUAUAGUGGGUGUAUCACUAAUGCAAUUCGAUUUCAUACAAGGGACCGAGAAGUAAACUUGCGAACACAGAAUAGUAGUGUUGUAGUAAAGGGGGAGCACCAGUCUAACGUUGCUGAUUUUUAUGGUGUGUUAACAGAUGUCUUAGAGUUAACUUACCUGUAUGGAAAUAAAGUUUUUAUUUUCAUAUGUGAUUGGCGGAACACCGACAAGAGAAGGAAUAAUAUUGUCACAGAUAGCCAUUUCACUAGUCUUAACUUCUUUCAAACAUGGUACAAAGACGAUCCUUUUGUUCUUGCUGACCAAGUGCAAAAAGUUUUCUACCUUAAAGACCUUAAACUGCGUGGAAAAUGGCAUGUUGUUCAACAUGUGAUUCCUCGGAAUGUCUAUGAUGUCUCAGAAAAAGAUGUUGGGGCACAACCAAAUGAUGACGAGGCAUAUCAACAAGAUGAUCACUUCACAACAGAAAACAUCGUCCAAGAUAAUUUUGGAAGUGCAUCAAGUUGCAAUGAGGAAGUUACUAAUCCAACGUUUAAUAGAAAUGAUGUCGCAGCCGAAGAAGUUGAUAUAGAUACUGUUAUUGCUGAUCUUGAAGGUUCUGAGAACUAUAUUGAAGAAGAAGAACUUGAAGGAGAAGGUAGUCUUUUGAGUGAAUAUGACAGCGAAGAUGAAGGUAUUAUAUCAAGUGGUGAUAGCGAUAUUGAUUAA
This is a messenger RNA of Papaver somniferum (opium poppy), 3174 nucleotides long. RefSeq lists its product as uncharacterized. The record is from RefSeq and is a predicted model, not a curated record. Bases 1 to 3174 code for a protein of 1057 amino acids. Lineage: Eukaryota; Viridiplantae; Streptophyta; Magnoliopsida; Ranunculales; Papaveraceae. The transcript has 5 exons.